Messenger RNA from Chrysochloris asiatica (Cape golden mole), 867 nucleotides. RefSeq names its product family with sequence similarity 170, member B (gene FAM170B). Lineage: Eukaryota; Metazoa; Chordata; Mammalia; Afrosoricida; Chrysochloridae. Gene Ontology annotation, biological process: fertilization. Gene Ontology annotation, cellular component: acrosomal vesicle. The record is from RefSeq and is a predicted model, not a curated record. The transcript is spliced from 2 exons.
AUGAUACGCCGCUUCAUAGACCAAAUAGGAAAGCAAUCACCAACAGAUGAGGCUACUCUCAGCUUGGCCAGCCCUGAGUCUACCGAUGAAAGUGUGGAAAUAUGUUGGCCAGGUAGGUCACAGGGAUAGGGAUGAAGUAAAGAACGGACCUCUCCUCGACAAGGGCCUGCUGUUCGCCACAACAAGGACCUCUACUUCUCCAGGGCUCCGGGGACACUGAGCUGGAGCAGGUCUCUCUCGUCCCAGUCCUCUUCCGAGUACCAGUCCUACUCCCAGUGUCAGCCCUGUUACUCACGCAUGUGUGACCAGGAGGACGUGGCCAAGCAGAGCGUGUACGCCUUCUAUACCCAUGUGCAGACCGUGCAGGGAGUGGCUGUGGCUUGGGAAACCGAGGCGGGAUUUGAGCCAGUCAACAGGAAGCCACGCAUACAUGAAGCCGAAUUCAUGAAGAGGCAGAGAAGGAUAGGCUCCUCCUUCGAGAUAGCUUCCAACACUGAUCUUACUGACUUGGAAGCCAGUAAGAACUGCCUUCAAGAGCCAGAUGACUCCGAGCUGGUGGGACCAAUGGACUGUUGCUUUCAGGACCUGCGGGAUCCCCCAGAGUGGCUGGUCACCACAAACUAUGGGUUGCGCUGCAUGGCCUGCUGUCGAGUUUUCCCCACACUGGAAGCGUUGCUGGAGCAUGCCCAGUAUGGCAUCAGUGAGGGCUUCAGCUGCCAAAUUUUUUUUGAGAUGUUGGAGAGAAGGCGGGUCCAGGAUCAAGGCCACGACCAGCAGGUGGAGGAGGAGGACUGGGACCCUUUGGACACAAGUGAUUGUUCUAGGACUCAUGGCAAGAUGCCUCAGUCACAGCAGAAGAAGCAGUAA